Molecule: messenger RNA, 643 nt
Organism: Raphanus sativus (radish)
Lineage: Eukaryota; Viridiplantae; Streptophyta; Magnoliopsida; Brassicales; Brassicaceae
Product: cysteine proteinase inhibitor 1
Exons: 2
Coding region: 130-429 (99 amino acids)
Molecular function (GO): cysteine-type endopeptidase inhibitor activity
Source: RefSeq, a predicted model, not a curated record
UCUUCAAGGAUAAGAAACGCGCUUUACGAAUCCUUAUAUAUAAAUAAAUGUAUAUAUAGUACAGCAGAUUAGAAGACAUAGCAACGAAUCAAAAUAAUCAAGAGAGAGAAAGGAAGGAAGCAGGCGAUAAUGGCGGAUCAAGGAACAGUUGUGGGAGGAGUUCGCGAUAUAGAUCCAAAUGCAAAUGAUCUCCAAGUCGAGAGUCUCGCUCGUUUCGCUGUCGAUGAGCACAACAAGAAGGAGAACGUGACACUGGAGUACAAGAGGCUCCUUGGUGCGAAAACACAGGUUGUGGCGGGAACGAUGCACCAUCUCACCGUGGAGGUGGCUGAUGGUGAGACCAAUAAGGUCUACGAGGCCAAGGUUUUGGAGAAAGCCUGGGAGAAUCUCAAGAAGUUGGAGCACUUCAACCACGUUCGCGAUGUUUAAAUGCGAGUAAACACAUCUCAGGCUACGUGAUAAGAGUCCCUUGUUUAACCAAAGUAUAUUUUAAAUAAGUGAAUGUGAAUCCAGUCCAUGUGUUCUGAUUUGAUGAGGGGUGUGUGUACGGAACUGGUGAUUUGUGUAUCUCUCUGACUUUCGUUUGUGUAUUAUUUCAAGUUGUCACUUUAUUAUACCUAUCUACCAUAUGAUUUUUACGAUA